Messenger RNA from Bacillus rossius redtenbacheri, 2639 nucleotides. RefSeq lists its product as uncharacterized. The coding region runs from base 61 to 543 and encodes 160 amino acids. The transcript has 2 exons. Lineage: Eukaryota; Metazoa; Arthropoda; Insecta; Phasmatodea; Bacillidae. The record is from RefSeq and is a predicted model, not a curated record.
ACUCUCUCCAGCGCUUCCCGAGGCGACGGUACUGCCAACCCCACGACAAAGAGGUGAGACAUGCAGUCGUCGACCAACCCGUUCGCGGCGAGCAGCCAGCCGCAGUACGGCACGGACAACCAGAACUACGGGGCCCCUCUGAAGUCCCUGGACGGGCAGGGCGGGCCCUUCUCCCCGGAGGCGCAGAAGUUCGAGGAGUCCCUGAUGGGCGAGCAGGGCCCCCCGCCGGCCUACCCGCUGCCGAUCCAGGGCCACCCCGGCUACCAGGCCGUCAUGUCGUCGCUGGCCGGAGGAGGCCAGAGGCACAACUGCCCGCUGUGCGACGUGGUGGAGGUCAUCUCCCGCGAGGAGCCGCACAGCGUGCCGCAGAAGAUCGAGACGCCGAUGCAGGCCAUGUUGGACCUGUGCUGCCAUUUCUACUGCGGCAACACGUGGCUCAUGGUCACCAAGUACUGGAGGAGCAGGAUCGUGUGGAAGGCCCUCUGCUAUCCGCUGGCGGUCAUCGUCCUCCUGGUGGUCAUCGUGAUGCUGAUCUCCAUUUAAUUCACUGAGACAGCUUUGGAUCAGUUUCUCUCAGAUGUAUGAACAUGACGAUCUAUUUGGGUCUCCUUAAUCUACCAUGAUGAUGACAACAAAGUGAGGAUCUUCUAGAAUGUCUCUGCUGUCAUUAAUCCUUCUGAUGGUUCACGGUGUUCUAUCUCACUUUAACUCGCAGAAUAUGUGUGACUAUGUUCCACCUAAGUUCUAGCUUCGUUUACCUUGGUGAAAUUUUAAUCCCGUUUUGAUUUUUCAAUGCCAGCAUAGUUAAUACUGUUUGCCACAGAAAAUUAGCACCCUGCGACAACCACAUGGGAUCUUAUCUGGCACUUACCCUUCUUCAGCAACAUUGGCUCGUUGUCUGCAAAUACUGAGAUUUUGGGGGUCAUCUCGCUACUCACUGCUGUCCUUAAAGUCUUCGUUAGCAUUAUCAUUGUGUCAUCUUCCAAUAUUAGACUGUCCAAAAGAUCUCAAUAGUAUUAAUUAAAUUAGGCAUUGUCAGGAGAUACUGUGAUGUAGUUGAAGUCACUUUCUAACACAACAUUACCUUAUUACAAUACCUAAAAUGUUGCGAUAUUGUGCUUGAAAAUACCUGAUGAUGGUUAAUAAGUAUGAAUUAGAAUUUCUGUCACUAACCACAGUCACUUCCUCAAAAUAUAGUCCUUUUAAACUGUUUCUACACUGCAAACUCCUCUCUAAAUUUAUUUAUUUUUGCCCCACAAACAUAGUUCAGACCAUUAUUUGGAUAAUAAAAACAGCUUCAUGCAGUAUUCAUGCAGUAAUGAAUGCAUGUACACACCCUAGUAGUAUCGGUCACAAGAUUAGUGAAUAUGUUUGAUGCUUAUAAGUAUAAAUUUCAUUCGCCUCGACAAUGCCAACCAGCCUGGAUGUUGAAAUUUGCAAGGCCGUAGCACCUCAUUGACGUCCUGAAUGUCAUAAGCCAAAAUGUAUGCCAAAAAGCAUGCCGCAGAAAGUCAAUGCCUCACAAUAAGCCAUGCAGGAACUGUGCCGUUAUUAUACUUCAGCACAAUCACAAUAAUUGUUUUAAUGGAAAGUAGAAGAGGAUUACCUGGAAGACUUUCUGAUAUCCUAUUGAUCACUUUUUGAUAUCGUGGCCCUGAAAUUUGUCAUUGUACAUUUUUUUUAAACAAAGCAUUGUCCUGAUACUUAUUAAUAAAUUAGUUUUAAUGGUUUAUAGGUACAUCAAUAUUCGGAUACUUUUCUAACUCUAGUUUUUUGUAAUAUUUAGAGUUGCAAUUGUGUUGCAGAUUCAUCUCACUCCAGGAUAAACUCCAAUUGUUUUUUGUAAAAUAUAUUCUUUUUAGAAUAUUUAUUUGUCGAUAACAAGAUUAAGUCCUUUGGCGUGUUAUACGUGAUUGAGUAAUCACUAAACACUACUUCUCCUUGUUUAUAACUGGCUUAGGGUCGUUACGGGCGUGUCCAGAACACUGUAGUCCAAUCACCAACUCGCAGCCGAUGUUUAAACAAAAUAUGCAUCAAAUAUACUUUGCUAGUCAUAAAUCUGUUAAAUAAUCAUGGCUCUAUUUAUAUCCAUGCAUAUGCAAUAUUUACUGCUUAUUGCUCACUAUGGGGAUAACUUUCUUUGUAAGAACACACAAUACAAAAAAAAACUAGCUUUUAUUUGGCAAACCUUUAUAAACGUACAUACUGUCUAUAUAAAUGUACAUACUUUCCAUCAUAUGCCUAAGCUUCUUUCCUAGAGAUUAACCGACGUUUUACAGGCCCUUUUCUGACCCCAAAUUGACGUUGUUUGUUUACACUGUCCUAAUAACUACUUUCUUCUUGGUUUAGUUUCUUCUCCUGUUUCAUCCUCCAAAGCCGCAGUCUUUUGGAGCUACGUAUUACUACUUGAUGCCAGAUGUAUGCAUAAAAAUUGAUUUUCUGUUUCACGAGUACGUUUCUCUUGGAAGUUAGGAAGGCUACGAUUUAAAAAAAAAUAUCCCUUUUGGCACAGAUUUCGAAGAACAUAUUUCUUCUGGAAACACCUAGAAACCUCUAUAAAUUUUUGGAACAAUUUAAAAACUUGAUGUACAUGACAUCCCAUAUGUGGUAAAAUAUUCCAAAAUAGUAAAAAAAAAAAA